This is a messenger RNA of Trichomonas vaginalis G3, 864 nucleotides long. RefSeq names its product vacuolar protein sorting-associated protein 26c family. Gene Ontology annotation, biological process: retrograde transport, endosome to Golgi; intracellular protein transport. Lineage: Eukaryota; Parabasalia; Trichomonadida; Trichomonadidae. Gene Ontology annotation, cellular component: retromer complex; endosome. Bases 1 to 864 code for a protein of 287 amino acids. The transcript has a single exon. The record is from RefSeq and is a predicted model, not a curated record.
AUGUCAAAAUUGCAACUCAACACGACAAAUCCUUUAUCUAUUGAGAUCAAUUAUAAGCCAAAACCACAAUAUGAUGCAUUAUUUGGGAAUGACACACCAUAUUAUUUUCCAGGAGAGCAAAUUCGUGGCACAGUGAAAUAUGAAUCCGAAAAAAGUGGCUCCACAAUAAAGCAUAGAGGAAUCUAUGUUAACCUUUGUCAUUGCAUUUACAAGAAAAACCAACUUAUCGAAUCCAAACUCAUCGGAUCCAUUCAAUUAAAAGAACCAGGAACUGUCAUUUCACCUUAUUCAAUGGAUUUCAGUUUUUUAACAUCAUCAGAUCUAUCACCAUCAUUCGUAGGUGAUAAGUACACAUAUUCAUACAUCAUUGUCGCUUCUUUACAUAAAACACUUAAACAUAUCGAUGUUUCAACACCAAUUGCAGUAAUCUCGCCAAUCGCAGAGUUACCAUCUAAACCUGAUAUACGCUUAGCUGUUACAACAGAUCAAAUGACCGCAAAAUUUAUUGUUGAACGAAGCGUAUUUUGGAAUAAUAGCAUCAUAGACUGUUUGUUUAAUACAACUUCAAUAAAACAAGAUACAAUAGAAUCAAUUAAUUUACAACUUAUCUCAAUGGAGACGUAUAAAGAUGAAAAUGCAAAAUCAGUACUUGUAGACUAUCAGUUUAUUGAUGGAUGUCCUAGAGUAGGUCUUGACAUUCCAUUUACUCUUGAUAUUAGGUAUUUGAAGUUAUGGCCACCAACUAAUCAGCCAGCGCUUCAUUUUAAUUCUUCUUAUGCCUUUAGAAUACUUAUAAGAACUAAUAAUAGCGGAAAAUGGCUAACAAAAGAAAUUCCGAUUGAAAUUUGCCAACCGAAGCAAUGA